CUGUCAAAGUGGUGUGGCGAGCUCGGCGCGUUGCGCGCACCAGCAGAGAGGGGCAAAGCCGCUCUCCGGCUGCAGUCUAUAGACACGGCAAGACAGAGCGCAGCAGGGUAGACACGUCUCGUUCCCCGUAAUGGCAAAGGGUUCAGCAAAUGCCGCGUCAGUCUUAUUUGAAAAUAAGGAAAUGGAGUUAUAGUUAUAUGUUGGAACCUAAUUAUUUAUUCAAAAUAUAAAAAUCUUGCUAUGCUUUUUUGGACUUCUGGCCAAAAGUAAAAAUGAUGAAAACCGAGGCAUCUGGAGAAAGAUCAAAUCUAAGAAGUGCCUCCCCUCAUAGAAAUGCAUAUAGGACUGAGUUUCAGGCUCUGAAAAGCACAUUUGAUCAACCUCGAAGUGAUGCAGAACAAAUUCGAAAGGAAGGUCCUGAGAAGACGCAGCAAACUCGAGGGAGACAAUAUGGCACAAAUGUUAACCGGAUUAAAAACAUGUUUAUGCAAAUGGGUAUGGGGCCCAGUGACAAUACUGGUGUCUGUGCUAAGAUCAAGUCAAAAAGAGAAUCUUCUCCUCAGAGAAUACAGAAACCAAGAGAUUUUGUUGAUAGAGUAGAUGGGUCAAUCGUAAAAUUGGAAUCCGCUAUAACUGAGCGGUCUGGUAAAUUUGACAUAUCUCGGGAUGCAUCAACCCAUUCUAAGUUUUCAGAAACAAGGAAACUCUUUGAGCAGUCAAUACAGGAAUCAUCUCGGUUGCAUCGUUAUUCUUCCUCCAAGGAUCGAAAGGUACCCCAAGAGUUUCAUGAUGAACGAAAGGGGUCUCGUUCAAACAGAGGCAGUACAGAUUCUUUAGACAGUUUGUGCUCCAGAACUGAUGCCUCUUCACCAACUGUAAGUCAGUUAAGUGCAGUUUUUGAAAAUGCAGAGCACCAAAAUAUAAUCGAGAUUGAUAAAACUGAUGAAAAACAUACAUAUGAUAAAUUACACAGGACCAGUAGGCAUACUGAUAGCACUAGAUUUCAACAGUUAAUUACAUCUGGCCAGCAAAUUCCUGCUUCAUCUUCUUCAGAGGAUCUACUAAGCCCUAGCCCACUGUCUGAUAAAUCAGAAGAAACAAAGCAAGAAACUCUGUAUCCUCAAGGAGCAAAUGACAGUGAUCAUAGAAGCAAUAUUCUUCCAGAUACAGCGAAUGAGUCUAGUCUCAAUAAGCAUAUUGGAAGUACAGACAAUUUUGACUGUACAGCAACAUUACAAACAGACAUUCCAAGCUUCUCUGAGAGUACUAUUUCCUCAUGUAAAUCCAAUGAAAACAUUGAGGAUAGUGGUUUAGGUAGCGGGGCUUGGGUUUCACAAAGCUUGGACAAAGAUUUUUAUGAAAAGAGCUCAGACUGGGAGAAUCCUGCAGUUACACCAGAUAAUGGUGUUGGCAACCAAACCUGGGAAGAAAGCUACACUGAUCCAGAAGACCAAGUAGGUAGCGAUGAUAGCAGCUAUUUUGAACCAGAAGCAGAAUCAAAACAAAUCCCUGGCCUGCCAGACGAAGAUGAAAUUCCAUUAAACAGAAAAAUAAAAUUCAGCACUGCUCCAAUCAAGGUUUUCAAUACAUAUUCAAAUGAAGAUUAUGACAGAAGAAAUGAGGAGGUGGACCCAGUGGCAGCCUCUGCAGAAUAUGAACUUGAAAAGCGAGUGGAGAGACUUGAGCUUUUCCCUGUUGAACUUGAAAAAGAUGAUGAUGGUCUGGGAAUCAGUAUUAUUGGCAUGGGAGUCGGAGCAGAUGCAGGUCUGGAAAAACUUGGAAUUUUUGUGAAAACAGUAAUUGAAGGUGGGGCAGCCCAGAGAGAUGGCAGAAUUCAGGUUAAUGACCAGAUUGUGGAAGUGGACAACAUCAGCUUGGUUGGAGUAACUCAAAACUUUGCAGCCUCAGUUCUCAGAAAUACAAGUGGCAUUGUCAGAUUUCUUAUUGGGCGAGAAAAGCCUGGUCAGACAAGUGAAGUCGCCCAAUUGAUCAGGCAGACACUUGAGCAGGAGAGGCGCCAGAGAGAGCUAAUGGAGCAGCACUAUGCACAAUAUGAUGCUGAUGAUGAUGAGACUGGGGAAUAUGCCACUGAUGAUGAGGAGGAAGAUACUGGCCAAAACCUUUCAAGAGGUGAAAUGUCAAUUGAAGUUUUUGACUUGCCAGAAACUGAGGAAAUGUUUUCUCCGUCUGAGCUAGAUGCAACUAAACUUUCCCAUAAAUUUCGCGAGCUACAAAUAAAGCAUGCUGUGACUGAAGCUGAAAUUCAAAAGCUAAAGAACAAGCUUCAGGCAGUAGAAAAUGAGAAGGUUCGAUGGGAACAUGAAAAAUCUCAAUUGCAAAAGAGCAUUGAAGGAAACAAAGACCGGAUGCUGAAACUUGAGAGUUACUGGAUUGAAGCUCAGUCUCUUUGCCAUACUGUGAAUGAGCACCUGAAAGAAACUCAAAGUCAAUAUCAAGCCUUAGAAAAAAAAUACAACAAGGCUAAGAAGCUUAUAAAGGACUUUCAGCAAAAGGAAAUUGAUUUUAUAAAACGAGAAGAAGCUGAAAGGAAGAAGUUUGAAGAUACUGAAAAAUCCCACUUGACAGAGAUACAGAUUUUACAAGCAAGGAUAACAGAUUUGGAAGAAGAGCUUUUUAAGCUGAUGAAGCUAAAUGGGACUCAGGUGAACAAUAACAAUAAUAUCACUGAAAGCAGUUCCUGUCAUAGUAUAAUUGGACGAGCUUAUAUAGGAGACACAGUUGAAAGCCUGGAAGGAACAGACAAAUCAUCCCAGGCAGGUCCCAGUGGAGAUUUUAAAGAAGCCAUCCCUGAAACUGAAAAACUGGAAAGCAUGUUGCUGAAAGCUCGGUUACAACUUUCAGGAAAAGGCAGACGACAAAGGUCUUCCUUCACUCCGCAGCGUGACAGCAUCAGCUCUACAGAUGGGGAGGAUAACAUUGAGAGGAAGGCCUCAGAAGUCCUUGGUAGCCCUCCACAUUGCACCAAGUGCCCUAUCCCUCCUUCUCUCAGGUCAUGUUCUCCAGCAUCAGAUUCUGGUGCCUCCUCAUUGUCACCGGUGGCAUUUUCACUUGAGUGUACAGCAGAAAGUCAGGAAGAUGGAAUAGACCUGACUGGAAAACAGACAUUUGGAGAUACCCCAUCUUCAUCACCUUCCAAGUCUGGUCAUAGCUCAGAAGGAUCUCCUUUGCAUCAUCCAACUCGGCAAGAAAAGUCUGAAGGCUCAUCUGCUGGACAUGAAGGGAAACUGAAAAAAAAACUUAUUGACCUUGGAGCUCCCUUGAGAAGAAGCCGGGGUAAAGGGAAGAAAGAAAAAGGGAAAGAUAAAGACGUCAGCCGUUUAUCAUCUUCAAGCAGGGCUUCCAAAGAGACCAUGGAAUGCUCAGUCAACAUGCCUUGUAUGCCAUCUGCCUUGCCACCUAAAGUGACAUCCCCUUGGUUAGGAGAAGGAGCAAAAGGUUCAAAUAACCUUCCUUCACCCACUAGUUCAACAGAGCCGUCCUCGGAGAACAGUCCUGACAAACACAAAACCAAGAAUUUUGCAUUCAAUGAAGACUUAAGUCCCAGCAGCACAAGUUCCGCAGAUCUUGGUGGUUUAGUAGCAGAACCAAAAGUAACCGGAAGAUCCCAAACCAUGAUGUUGUCUUCAGAUGAAAGCCUGGAUAUGAUAGAUGAUGAGAUUCUUGACGAUGGUCACUCACCGAAACACAAUCAGUGGCAGAACAGGGCGAUCGUUGAAUGGAGCAGCCAGCAGGUUUCUCAUUGGCUGAUGGGUCUUAAUAUGGAGCAAUACAUUCCAGAGUUUACUGCCAGAAAUAUCGAUGGAGAGCAGCUGCUUCAGUUAGAUGGGAGCAAGUUAAAGUCUCUUGGUGUUGCCUCUUCUCAAGACCGGGCUUUGAUUAAAACGAAACUUAAAGACUUGAAAGCUAUCUUGGACAAGACCCGCAAGACACAAGAAAAACUGGAAAAACACCAGGAAAAGCUUCGUAAGCAACAGAAAUCGACCAAAACUACAUGCACUCAGUCUGCUGGACUCGCAGAGGGAAGCAAUAAGCAGUAGUGGAAUUGUCAGUUUUUGUUGCAGAUUUGGUAUCAAGUGGAAUUCUAACUGGUGUCGAUGGUGUCCCAAAGCGUAAGUAACAGGCUGAGCAAUGAAAAGUACGGAUGAACAACUUCAGUGUUCUUCACUUCACAGCAGCUAACAUACAUGUCAGUCGAUGUUACUUAUUCUCAGUGAAGCAACCCGGGUUAUCACUUCAGCAUCACUCCUUAUUGUCUGCCUUGUUCUCCAUUUAGCACCAUGCAGUUUUAAUAUAUUAAAAUAUAUGUCAGGUAAGAAUGUUUUUUUUUUUUACUAAUGGCUGUACUGUACAUAGGGCAAAGGUUUAGCAAAACUCUUCAAAAAUGAGAAUAUUGUGCAAAGAAAAAGAAACAAAUCUAGAAAGGCCUGUACAUACUACUGAAUACAAAUAUUUCAAAUAUAAAAAAAAUAUUUUUAAAAAUUAAUGUCAGUGUUUUGAACAGGCACUAAACAUCAGGCAAGUCAAAAAAUAAGCAGUUAAGUCCACAAUCAAUCUUACAAUCUGACAAUUUUACUUAAUUGCAAAAUUAAAACAAUCUCGUAUUAAAAAGCACAAUGGAAAUGUACUCUGAGAGAACAUAAUUUUUUAUACUUUAUUUUCUGUUUUGUAAAUAUUUCUUGAUUAUUACCAACAGUUGCACACUUUCAUUUUAAUAACACCUUUUACUGGUGUGGGAUGUUAAUGUGAAGUAACGCCUGCAUGCUGAUGAUGGAAGUGCUCAAAGAUCAACUUGUAUUAACCUCAGUAAUCCCUGCCUAAAACUGUACCUACUGUCCUACAAAUGGUGUUUUACAUUCACUUGUCUAACUAUGUUGAGCCUUUAAUUGAUUCAUCUGAGGCUUAUUUGUUAUUUUUAAUGGUUUAUAUUUUUUAGUUUUAAAAUGACAUUUAAUUUCCAUUCAUUAAUGACUAACCACUAGUCCAUGAAUGUUCACCUAGGUGUUAAGUACUUUUUACUCCGCUGUGUCCUAUUUAUUUUGCAUUGUGUUUGUCUACCCAUUUUAUUAUUUUAUAUUGUUUUAGUUUUGUAAGCCAUCUUUAUUGUAUUUUUUGUCUUUUUUUGUUGAUGUUCCUUAAUGUGCUUUAUUCAUGAGCUACAUUUUAUAAUGUUUUACAAGCCCAGAAUGUGAAAAUGUGGGAAAUAACACUUGAUGUUAUGCGUCACUGCAGCAGGGCCACGUGGUAUCCACGUUUAUUCUGCACAUUCCGUCUGCUAAAAAUAAAUAAAAAAAAUAUAUAUAUAUAUAUAUAAAAAUUAAGAAGCAAUACUGGAGUUGUUCUGUGAUCGAGUAUUGCAUUAGGUGCAGAAAUCUGGAGUCAGCACUUGAAAAAUUAACUUAAUACUUGUAAAAAAAAAAAAAAAGAAAUAAAGUUGUAUACUUAUGUAUAUAUUAAAAUCUGUAUUAUGAUUAGUCAUUAACAUGUUAACUUGCGGAGGUUUUCUGUCUUUCUGAUAUUUUUUAUUUUUUUUUAAUUCAGCUCUUCUAUCAAGCUUUUCAGGUAUCUUCAAGAUGGCAGUCAAUAAUUCAGUGUAAGAAAAUAAAAAAUGGGUUUAAAAUCAUUCAGUGAGUAUAAAGACAGUGGUUGAGGUCGUUAUUUAAGGACUAUUUGUUUAACUUUUUCUUCUUGGUCAAUUUUAUGCAGCUGAAUAAUCUUCAGGUCUGCUGUUCAUUUGGAUUUUGAGUAUUGCAACAAUGAUCACAUAUGAUUAUUUUUGAAGGUCAUGACAAAGAUCCACUUAGUGUUAAAUGUUAAGACUUCUAUAUGAGGUUGUAGAAAUGUUUUGUUGCAUCAUGGCAAUUCAAUGGCAUCCCCAUUCUCCCAUUCUUUAAAUAACAAAUCUUGCUUUGUUUCUUUUAGUCAGAAAUCUAACUAAGCCAGUGUCACGUUAUACAACGUCAGGUUGUUAGAUAUAUCAGAUUUACUGACCGAGUUACUGAUCUUGUCGCCAGACCAAGUCAGUCAUGCCCAUCCCGUUUUCUGACGACAAAUAUUGUGCUGCCUGAUACAGCUAGCGCUGUACAAAGGGUUAACUACGCUACUGGGAGUUCAGUCCUUUUUUCUUUUUCCCGUUCUGUUGUGGUAUGUAAAACAUGAGAAAAUCUCCUCUUCCGUUUGUCACAUCUAAAACACCUGAUUUCCUUAUUCAUCAUCGCUACAUUAAAUAAUAUUGUACUUCCAGAUGAGCUUUCAUUGGUUUUCAGCGCUCGUGCACAGAGAGCCCACCUCUGUGAAUAAACAGAGAAUCAAACCUGUUUAAUUUUAUCAAAGUGAAUCGCAGGCUAUUGGAGUGAUUCGUUCACAGUAGAGCCUCCGAAUUCCCAAGUUUCUGUAGAUGAAAGUAAAUGAAGGCUACCACUGAAAACAGCUGAAAAAGUCACGUCAUCUGACAUAGCCUUUAGGUAUUCAUUGUUCACAUACCAGUUAGCACUGCUGCAUUACAGCUCCAGCGACUUGGGUUUGUUUCCUAGGGUGGUGAGUGCCUGCACGGAAUUUGCCAAUUCUGCCCCUGGAUUUUCUCUAAGUAUUCUGUUAUUUAGCCAGCACAAUAUAAAUACAUGAAUGUUAGUUUCUGCCAUUGUGACUCGGUACUAGAAAAAGUAGGUUCUAAAACUUGUAUGGUCAAGUAUCCCAUUUUUACAAAAGAAAGCCGGCAGAGAACUGGACACAUUUUUCUAAGAGAAAUUAAACAAAUAAACAUAAAAACAAAAACAACAAAAUAAAAAUAUGUUUUCAAUGUAAAUAUUUACAAUUAAUGGCACAGAAAAUUAGACACAUUGUAUGACUUUUGCAAGUUGCGAGAGAUUGAGCACAGGUGGCACAUGACUAAGGUAAAAGUCCAUUGGGGCCAGAAAGAAAUUUAAGUAUUCACACUUUUAGCCCAGGAGUACAUCUGCAUACAGUAUCAGUGUAAACAGAUGAGGACUGUUAGGGGGGCUGAAGGUCCCAUCUUUGUAGGGAGGGAAUGGGACCCUGGGAGGAAGAUGCUAACUCUGCUUAUCCCUCAAACAGUGUAAAGGGAAACUUUGGAGAUGAUAAGUGCAACUCCUGUAGACCAGCAGAUGAUAGCAGGAACAUCCCACCUGAUAUACAGUAGCCCUCUAAAACAGAAAGCAGGUCCACGAAAGCUGCCUUGUAAGUCCAGGCCACGUAAUGUCCUUCCCUGUUCACAACCCAUUAAUAUCUGAGCAGGUACACAACUUCAUUUUAAAUAUGCAUCUGGCAUGUGUCCUUAUGGUGAGUAGGUUAUUAAAUUAUGUCUAUAUUCAAGUAUUUUUAUUUCAUAAUUUGCCUCAAAGCAAAUUUUCCAAUUUUGCACACAUUUUUAUACAAAAAAAAUCUUGAGGAAGCAGCGUCAUUGAUGAAAGUACCAAACAAAUGAAGUAAUCAGAUCAUUACAGUGCUGAAGCAAAAUUUUUCAUAUCACUCUCCACUCUUUAGUCGACAUACUGCAAUUUAGGCAAUUUACACAAAUAUACUGUAUGUCUGCUUUCAUGGUAGCCUCGAUAAUCCAGUCUAUCAUUUUUGUGGACUUCUCGUGUCAAGCUGAUAAUAUUUGGGUAGGCUGCUAUACAUUCCAUCUUUUAUCUGUUCCUGUUGGCCACUUUCACAGCACAGCCACGAAACAGAUGGCAUCCUUUUUGUCUGACCUAACACAUUAAGAUCAUGUGGCAAAUGUCUACAAGACUAUACUGUUAAUAACAUUUAAUGAGCUCUUUGUUCUUCAUCAUCAGAAACUUUAGUUAGUAAUUUAAUUUUUGGAGGAAAUCAACCAAAGUAUUUUGAAAUGUCAUGAAAGGGGAUAUAAUACAAAAAAUAUUAAGGUCAUAUUAAAACUAUUACUUCAUUCUUGCUGCUCUUCCAAUAUUUGACUAAUUUCCUGACACUACUUAAUUUGCAUUAUGUAUAUGUCUAUGUAUAUAAAUAUAUUUGUAAAUAAAUAUAUUUAUAAAGACAUCAAUUCAUAUAUACAGGUUAGAUUUUUUUUUCCUGAAUGCAGUCCAUUUAAGAAAAUGAAUGGACGUUAAAUAAGAAAUGCUCAACUUUUGUUUAUGAAAAUACUUGACUUAGCUUUCAGUCAGUAAAGGAUUAUGUCAAAACCCUGGGAAGCUUACGCUUAUCCUAAGUAGCAUGUGAAGGUUACAGAAAAUGUUUUUUCAUUAUUUGUAAUUUUUUUUUGUUUGUUUCAAAUCUAUGAUUUGCAUGUGAAAAACCUGCCAUGCCUUAAAUGAUGUGUCUGUGUUGGUGUAACUCCUUACGUAAAGCAACAAAGUUCACUUCCGAAUUUAUGAUGGUUCCUCGUUUCCUUCUUUAGUGCUCUAAAUACUCAAAGUCAGCCUGUGAAGUGCUAGUUGUUUUCAUUUUUCUGUAAAUACGCCUACUGCCAGUGAGUAACAUGUCACACAAUUCAGUAAAAUUCAACUUUAAAACAA
Erpetoichthys calabaricus (reedfish) is the source of this 8513-nucleotide messenger RNA. RefSeq names its product protein phosphatase 1, regulatory subunit 9A (gene ppp1r9a). Gene Ontology annotation, cellular component: cytoplasm; postsynaptic density; dendrite. Gene Ontology annotation, biological process: neuron projection development; calcium-mediated signaling; actin filament organization. Lineage: Eukaryota; Metazoa; Chordata; Cladistia; Polypteriformes; Polypteridae. Bases 273 to 4058 code for a protein of 1261 amino acids. The record is from RefSeq and is a predicted model, not a curated record. The transcript has 20 exons. Gene Ontology annotation, molecular function: actin filament binding.